AUGCCCUCGCUGAAAGAACAAAUCACCGUCGAGCCCAUCAACGGCACCACAGACUGCUUCCGCUCCAUCGUUCCCCCAAUUUGCAUGGGCUCCCUAGCCGACUGGGCCUACGGCGGCAACAUCCAAGCGAUAGCAGUCAGCGCCGCCUACGCGACCGUCAGCCCGGGCCAGCACCUAUACUCAAUCAGCGGCUACUUCGUGCGCCCGGCCAGCCCAUUGCUCCCGCUCGUAUGUCGUGUCGAGCGUGCCCGUGAUACGCGGACGUUCCAGACGAGGCACCUGCGUGUAUACCAAAUCGGAGGAAAUGGCAAAGAAGAGGGCGGAGGCGGACCCGAACAGCUGUGUCUCAUCGCAACGGCAGAUUUCCACGUCGAUGAACCGGCGCACACGGUGAUGGUGGAGUAUACCGCUAGUCCGCAGCUUCCUAUCCCAUCUGUGCCGGUGGCCGAGACACCGAGGGAGAACACGCCGGAGCCGGGACUGUAUAGCGUUCUCGAUAGGAUGAUGGCGAUACACCCGCACAGCACCCCUAAAAAACUUCACAGAAAGAGCGAGCGAGAAGAAGCAGAUCCCACAACAAUAAUCUCAGCCGAGCGUCUCCGCCUAUGCUCCGCAACAGGCUUUACCGAACAACUCGACACAGAAGCCGAUCGGAUCGCCGCGUUAGCAUUCUACAUGGACCGUGGACUCGCGUACAUCCCGGCGAAUCAUUUUGGCUAUAGCCUGGGCCAGGCGAGUGCGUGCGCGACUCUGGACUUUGCGUUGCGGCUUGUGAGCCAUGAGAUUGAUUUGCGGGAGUGGCAUAUUGGAGAGAGACAGACGUUUGGCGCGGGAAAUGCGAGGGCGCUUAGUGAGGGGAGGGUUUUUAGUAUGGAUGGUCGGUUAGUGGCUAGUAUGACGCAGACGACGAUUUUGAGGGCGAAGAAGGGGAUGUCGAGGAUUUGA
This is a messenger RNA of Aspergillus calidoustus, 945 nucleotides long. The record is from the annotation of a GenBank genome assembly. Lineage: Eukaryota; Fungi; Ascomycota; Eurotiomycetes; Eurotiales; Aspergillaceae.